AUGACUGCCGCACUGUCACGAUCCCAGUCGCCCUCUGAGGUGUCUCAGAAGUCGCUCUCGACUGCGGCCGAAGGGCUGUCCAAGGCGCCCGACGCCCAGCAGCACGAUGCCGAAGGCUACGCGCCCGGCGACGACGAGCGCGGCUCUCUGCCACAGGGACGCCAGCUGGGCCUCGUCUCGGCCACGUUCCUCAUCGUCAACCGCAUCGUCGGGACGGGUGUGUUUGCCACGACGUCGACGAUCCUCGACCAGAGCGGCUCGGUGGGCAUGAGCCUCAUCUACUGGGCCAUCGGCGCCGUCAUUGCGCUGGCCGGCUACCUCGUCUACGCCGAGCUCGCCUCGGUCAUGCCCCGAAACGGCGGCGAGCUCAACUACCUGCAGCACAUCUACCGCAAGCCCAAGUUCCUCGUAGCCAGCAUGUACGCCGCCCAGGCCCUGCUGCUCGGCCAGGCCGCGGGCAACUCGUACGUCGCGGGACGCUACCUCCUCACCGCCGGCGGCGUCGCGAGCGAGUGGGGCGCGCGCGGCAUCGGCGCCGCCGUCCUCGUCGUCGUCCUCAUCGUCCACGGCACCCUGCUCAAGUGGGGCCUCCGCUUCCAGAACGCCGUCGGCCUCCUCAAGCUCGUCGUCCUCGUCUUUAUCUCGUUUAGCGGCUUCGCCGCCCUCGCCGGACACACAAAGGUCCAGCCCACGCCGCGCAACUUCGACGACGCGUUCGCGGGUACCCGCUCCGACGUCUACGGCACCGUGUCGUGCAUCUACAACGCCGUGUGGUCCUAUGUCGGUUUUUCAAACCUCUUCUACGCCCUCGGCGAGGUCAACCGCCCCAUCCGCACCAUGAAGAUCGCCGGUCCGCUCGCCAUCGGCGUCAUCGCCACGCUCUACAUGCUCACCCAGAUCGCCUACUUUGCCGCCGUGCCCCGCCAAGAGAUCCUCGACAGCAACCAGGUCAUCGCCGCCCUCUUUUUCCGCAACAUGUUCGGCCGCACCAGCGAACGCGCCCUCAACGUCCUCGUCGCCCUCUCGGCCAUCGCAAAUGUCUUCUCGGUCGUCUUCAGCCAGGGCCGCCUCGUCCAGGCACUCGGACGGGACGGGCUCAUCCCCCUCGGCCGCUUUUUCGCAAGCAACCGCCCUUGCAAGGCCCCCCUCGCCGGCAUCAGCUGGCACGUCCUCGUCACCCUCAUCAUCCUCCUCGCUCCUCCCGCAGGAGACGCUUACGACUUCGUACUGAAUCUCUCCACAUACCCAGCAAACGCUAUCAAUCUUCUUGUGGCGACCGGGCUGCUCUCGGCGUACAUCCCGGUGCGCUACCGACCAGGCUGGGCCAAGCAAUGGGCGCCGCCGCUACGCGCGUCGUGGCCGGUGACGCUGUUUUUCUCGCUCGUGUCGCUCUUCUUGGUCGUUGCGCCGUGGAUCCCGCCGACGCAGGCGAGCGACUCGGUGUACAACUCGAUGUGGUACGCCAUGGCGCCCGCCGUGUCGGUGGGCAUCUUUGCCGGCGGCGCCGCCUACUGGGCCCUCGUCUUCCACGUCCUGCCCCGAUGGGGCCGCUACCGCCUCGAGGAGCGCGACGACGUCCUCAGCGACGGUACGCCCAUCCGCAUCUUUGCCAAGGUCAAGUAA
Messenger RNA from Pseudozyma flocculosa PF-1, 1623 nucleotides. RefSeq lists its product as uncharacterized. Gene Ontology annotation, cellular component: membrane. The transcript is spliced from 2 exons. Gene Ontology annotation, biological process: amino acid transmembrane transport. The coding region runs from base 1 to 1623 and encodes 540 amino acids. Gene Ontology annotation, molecular function: L-amino acid transmembrane transporter activity. NCBI's taxonomy places the organism in Eukaryota, Fungi, Basidiomycota, Ustilaginomycetes, Ustilaginales, Ustilaginaceae. The record is from RefSeq and is a predicted model, not a curated record.